UGUUGCUCUCCACAACAGCAUUGCUGAGCUCAGCUGUCACAACUUCUGCUUCGACUGCGCUGCACUGAUUGACAUUUGGACAAUUUGUUCUCCUCGCCGGCUUUAACAGCCACACGCGUAACUAGUUCGUUGUGUUUUCCUUACAAACCGAUGCUACUUCGUACCCAAUUCACUUUUAACAGUUGGCAUCCAAAAGCCACACAGUAAGUGGCCAUGAUGCUGUCAAGACAUGACAGAAGAUUUCCACUGAAAUCCACAGACACUGCGCAAAACAUUUCGUCCCUGUCCUUUGGAAAGGAUUGAUGCUCAAGUUAUGGAGAACAAAGAGCCCAGCUUUGCAGAAGAGGCGGCCAGCACACUUCCAAAGCGAGGACUGCUCCACAUUUGGCAGUCGGGGGGACCGAGUGAGCCGCUUAGCCCAGAAAGAGUGCUUCUGUCCCAGUGUGUCCUGCAGGUGGCCCUGGGAGAACAUCAUGGACUCCUGCUGGCACAGGGUGGUCACGUGUAUUCUUUUGGAGAGCUGCUGUGGAGGGGCCUCAGUGUUCCGCCAUCAGCUCCAUUGUUGGAGGUCUCCUUGCGAGGGACGACCGUGGUGCACGUGGCUUGCGGUGGUUUUCAUUGCGGAGCCUUGAGCGAGCAGGGUGGCAUGUACAUGUGGGGGGAGAACACUGCAGGACAGUGUGGGCCAACCGAGGGGGACACGGACUCAAACGUGACUGUUGCAGACCCAUACCCGCUGGCUGUGGUGGACAACGAGGUGGUUCCUCCCUCGAUGGUUCGGAUUGUGGAUCUUUCCUGCGGACGGGAGCACAGUCUGGCUUUGUCAGCCCAGAAUGAGCUGUGGGCCUGGGGCAGUGGAUGCCAGCUCGGCCUCGUCACAAGCAACUUCCCCGUGUGGAAACCGCAAAAGGUGGAACACUUGGCUGGCAGGCAUGUGAUUCAGGUGGCUUGUGGGGCCUACCACAGCCUUGCUCUGGUCCGUUGUCUACAUCCAGAAAAUCCCAAUACUCCAAAACCGCAAGAGAGGCGGGGAUCACAGAGGGACGAGCCUUUUGCUUCUGAUGAUGCGCACUACUGUCCACUUGGAGUGGAGCUAACGGAAAGCAUGACGGCAGAGGUUGAAACUCAUCAAAUACUUUAUCCAAAAAUGGGACUCACGGAGGACGUUUUAAGCCCCUUCUGUGGUUUCAAUUCUCAGGCUUCAGCCAGAAGACGUUCCAGACAAAGGCUCUGGCCAGCUGGCAUUAGCCAUGAAUCGCAAGCUCAUCUUUGUCCAUACUCCUACAGCAUAUCUGACAAUAAAGAGAAUGUUCUUCUGGCCGGUACCGAAAUUGAGCCUGAUGAACACGCUGACCCUCUAACCCAGACGGACAGCUGUACUACAUCAUACCCGCUGCCAGCCUUGACAGAUAAAAAGAAACCCGCUUUGCCUAAUGAGCUGGAGCUUCACAACCUCCUCCAGAAACUCUGUGGUCACUCAUUAGAGAUGCAACAUAGCAGAAGGCUGGGAGACGCAGACACACUGAGCAGUCAAACCUCAGAUGACAGCUAUGUUUCUUCAACUCCUUCUAAUGAACUGUUACACACCAGAUGUGAAAAUGACUUGACAUUUAGUGACGUGGUCCGGUCCUCAUCUCUAGUGGGCUUGGAAGAAGGUUCUCCGUGGAAGAAAAAAAUAAUACUGGAGCACAAGAGCUCUAGUCUUAAAGACAUUAACCAGAAGGGGAAAACUGGAACCAGGAGAUGCUCCCUACCUGGAACACCCACCCAUGCAACACCAAGGCGACAGCAACAUUUUAGUAGCAAGCCAUCCUCUGUUUCAGAGGAUGGGCUUCUGUCCUUGAAGACGGAGGUAUGGAGCUGGGGCAGAGGCUCCGAAGGGCAACUGGGCCAUGGCGAUCAACUGGCCAGACUCCAGCCUCUUUGUGUUAAGUGUUUGACAGGCGAGGAAGUGAUCAAAGUCGCCGCAGGAUCACACCAUUCACUGGCUCUCACCGCUCAGUGCCAGCCCUCUUUUAUGCAGGUCUACUCAUGGGGCAGCAACAUGUGUGGACAACUCGGUCAUGUCAACAGUCCUGUUACUGUCCCACAGCAGGCUAAGCUUUCCGAUGGUCUUCGGGCGUGGGACGUGUCGGCGGGCCAGAGCCACUCCCUCCUCUUGGCUGACGGAGAAUGUGACAAGCCCCUGCUGCUGUACUGCGGGCAGCAGCAGGAGCCGAGGUCGAAGCAGAGUGAGACAUCCUGCCAGGGUGCCAGAUCGUGCCAGCGGUCACCCAACAGGGCUGAAAGUUACACAGUCAGACCCACGUUGAUGCCGUUUUGCAUGGAGAUGGGUUACAUCAACAGUGUGUGCAGUGGUGGUCAAAGGUGUGCGCUGCUGGCGAACCACAUCAUCAUCGGUGUAAUCUCGGCCAUCCACGAGCUGGCUUCCAUCGAGAGGAGGUUUUACUACUGGUUGAGCAGCCUAAGAAAGUUGCUUCUUAUGCCCCUCUUCAAUAAAGAGAGUGCGUGUCCGUCCCUCGGUGAUCCCUGCACUCGUCUCUUCCUCUCCCUUUAUAAGAGUUUUGUUCACCUGAGCAUCCUCAUUGGUCAACACUCGACGUCGCUCACCCAUUUCCUGCACAACGUGCUACGUCGGGAUGUUGCUUCCCUUCACCUGCUCACGCACAUUCAGCACUUCCUGGACACCUAUACUGAGUAUUGCACUGUUGUAGGGGACUUCCAGGUCAUGGGUGGAUUUCAGUUGCUCCAUAAACUCUCGCUUGAGUGUUUAGGUUCUAAACAGACCAAACUUUUUGAACUGGACCUGUCGGUAAGCGGCGACGCCGAUCCGGGUUCCUUGUUGUAUUGGCCUCUGCAGCAGCUUCAGCAGUACAAUCGAGUCCUGCUCAAACUGGAAGCCUGCUACGACGUGCUUACAACUGAGUAUCAGUACCUACAUCAGAGCUGUGUGCAGUACGAACACCUUUCUGCAACACUGCUGAGGAGGAAGAAGGAGGCUGAAGUCACUUUCAUCUUCUGGAAGACUCACUCUGGGAAAAACACAGAGGGUCUGCGUCUCCCACAGCGACGCGUGUUAUGUGAAAGCAGCAACAGAACCCUGACUCUGCAGGGCGCUGGCCGCUUUUCCAACCACUGGUUCAUACUGUUCAACGACGCGCUGGUUCACAUACAGCGCGCCACUCCUCCUAAGAGCCUCUUCUCCACUCACCGUGUCUACCCUGUGAACCUUUUGUGGGUAAAACCGCUUCCUGAAAACGACAGUGGAUGCUAUGCCAUCAAAAUGUCAUGUCCAGAAGAGACCUUCAUCCUGGUGGCCUCGACACCACAAGAGAAGAACAAGUGGCUCCAUUUUCUUAAUCAAGAGGUGGACCGCGUGCUGAGUGGUGGAGGUCAGGGUUCAUCACCAGGAAUAACAGCAAUGUCCCGCACGGCCUCCUACACAUUCACCGGAGAGGGACGAUUCAAGGAUGCACAGUAUACUGGGAGCUGGCUGGCUGGACGAGUUCAUGGCAGAGGAACAAUGAGAUGGCAGGAUGGACGUACCUACACCGGGAACUUUAAAAAUGGACUGGAGGAUGGCUAUGGCGAGUGCAUGAUUCCUGACAAACUGCUGAAUAAAGCAGGCUGCUACCAGGGACACUGGCGUGAUGGCAAGAUACACGGCUUUGGCAUCUACAGGUAUGCCACAGGCGAGGUAUACGAGGGCUGCUUCAAUGAAGGCCAGCGCCACGGCUACGGCAUGCUGCGCUCUGGCAAGAUGGACAAGGCUUCUUCAGGCGUCUUCAUUGGCCAGUGGGUCUGUGACAAGAGGACUGGAUAUGGCGUCUAUGAUGACAUCACCAGGGGUGAGAAGUACAUAGGAUUGUGGUUGGAUGAUGAGAGGCACGGGAGCGCUGUGGUCGUGACUCAGUACGGUGUUUACUAUGAAGGGAACUUCAGGGAAAACAAGAUGAAUGGUCUCGGUUUGCUGGUAUCAGAUGAUGACACAGCCUUCCACGGGGAGUUUUAUGAAGACUGGACUGUCAACGGGAAGGGGAUUUUAUCCCUUGCAAAUGGUGACACUUUAGAGGGCCACUUCAGUGGGGAGUGGAGCGCGGGCCUGAAAGUGGACGGAAUUUACACCAAACAAGCCGCUGAUGAGAUUGAAGACAAGGACAGAAAUAAUUUUCUGUUGGGUCGGUACGUGGUGCCUGCCGAUGAGAGGUGGGUGUGCGUUUUCGACGAAUGCUGGAGGCGACUGGGCUGUGACGUCGCUGACAGAGGAGAGAGGACGACAGCCUGGGAGAACAUUGCUGUUUGUAUUUCAAGUGCACGUCAACACAGCCCAGACCUCAGCAGAUAUCAGAGCAAAGUGCUGGAGUGUUUGGAGUGUAUUCCUCACCACGCGGAUGCAGUCACCACCACAAAUUAUGACAACAUACGAAAAUACCUCACUAAGGCAUGUGAGACCCCGAUCCACCCUCUUGGCUGGCUGGUGGAGACGCUGGUGACCGUCUACAGGAUGACCUACCUGGGUGUGGAGUCAAACCACCGUCUGCUCAGGGAGGCUGUGAAGGAGGUGCAGGCCUACGUUAAACACUUCUACUCCAUUGUCAGGUUCCUGUUUCCUGGGUUACCAGACGAUGGCAGCGUCCUCCCAGAUACUCCCAUUUCUCCAUGUAGAAUCAGAUACAGCUCGUUUACAGAAGAGCCAAGCUUUGUCUCAGUAGUGAGCUGCUCCACUCUGCUCCUCCCACUGCUGCUCCCUCAACUCUAUCAACCUCUGUUCAUGUUGUACUGCCUCCACGACGAACAGCAGGAGGCGCAAUACUGGGAGCGCAUCCUCCGACUCAACAAGCAGCCCGAUCAGUCCCUGCUCAGCUUCCUGGGCGUUCAGCAGAAGUUCUGGCCAAUGUGGAUGUCUGUUCUUGGGGAGAAAAAACAGAUUAUAUCCAGCAGUAAAGACGUCAGUUUUGGUGGCGCUGUGGAGACACUCCAACAAAUCAGCACCACUUUCACUCCUUCGGAGAAACUCUUGGUCAUCCAGAAUACCUUUGAGGAGUUGACCCAGGAAAUCAAACCAACGCAGGACGGUGACUUCCUGUGGUGCAUGGACGACCUGCUCCCUCUCUUCCUCUACAUUGUGCUUAGGGCGAGAAUCAGAAACCUGGGUGCUGAAGUGAGUCUGAUAGAAGACUUGAUGGAUCCCAAUGUUCAGCAUGGAGAGCUGGGACUCAUGUUUACCACGCUGAAGGCCUGCUACAUGCAGAUCCAGAUGGAAUCGAUGAUAUAGCAGUGAGCAAGACGGACCGAACCCCAGUUAAAGCUACCAGGCAGUCCUACCAACAAGUAUGUUUCCACACCUCUCAUUGGACGUUCUCAACUUUAAUUCUUUUUUUUUUUUGCCCAAUGGGAUCUUAUUGUAGCUCUGAACACAUACACACGUACGCGUACAAACGUCUCAGGGAUUUCAAGCACAGAUACUACAAUCGUAAGUCUCUUUAUACUGAUGUUACAUUCUGUUACAUUAUACGUUUUUUUAAUGAAUGGGAGCGAGGCAAAAAAAUAACAAUACUGCUGACUAUUUGAAUUUUGAAGCAAAAAAAAUAAAAAAUUAGGUGUGCAUGUUUUAGUCGUCAAUUGCUUUUUUUUUUUUUUUACAUUACACUGGUUGCAAACUGAAUGUAAAUUUCUAUUCUAUCCCAAAAUAUAUUGAGAAAUAAUAUAUCGUCGCUGUUGGGCAGAAUCAUUAAAUCUCCAAUAUCACUACUUUUCAGAAUUAGUGUGUGUGUGUGUGUGUGUGUGUGUGUGUGUGUGUGUGUGUGUGUGUGUGUGUAUAUAUAUAUAUAUAUAUAUAUAUAUAUAUAUAUAUAUCAUCUUCCAAUACUUUUUCUCAAAGGUCUAAGAGCCUUGAGAGAUGCAAUAAAUAAAACAAUGAGCUGCGGAAAAGAAUCUGCACGCACUUACUUUCGAGGCUGCACUGAAGGAUCACAGCAAUCCAUUUUUUAACAAAACAGGCUUUCUCAAAUGUCUCUCGCCUAACUAUUUUACUUAUUGUCUAAAAAACAUCCACUUUCAAUGCUGAGGUGACAUAAUGCCACACGGCUCCCGCAGAGUGUGGGAAGAGUCGCAGUUUUAAGACAUUUCUCAGACAGUCGAGCGUUGAAAAGAGUAAUUAAUAGAUUUGUUCUCAAAUUGGUUAAUAAAUAACAUACGACGUGGGGACCGACCAAUAGUACCAAUUUGUUGAAAAUUUGAUUUGACCAUAUUUGGACUUGCGAGGUUUCCGCCCAACAGCGACGAUAUACAGGCGCUUCUUAAUAAAUUAUAAUAUUGUAUAAAAGUUAAUUUGUUUCAGUAGUUCAAUUCAAAAAGUGAAACUUUUAUAACUGUUUUAUAAAACACAUAGGAAAAAUAGUUUUCAGAAGGCCAGCUACUACCUAAUUUCUACAUUUAAAAAUGAUUCUUAUGGGAUAUUCUCAUUUCUUGACCUGGUGAAUUUGGGGUUUUCGUUAGCUCUAAGCUAUAUUUAUCAAAAAUAUGAAAAAUGUCAUCAUGAAAUAUUUUAUUCUCUGUGUUGUUUUAUAGAAUAUGAGUUUCACUUUUCGAAUUCAACUACAGUAUUGAAAUACAUUGGGUUUUCCACAAUGGGAAAAUGUAUUGCGAUGCUUUCUCUGGGAAUAAGCGGCGCGUAAAGCUGUAGGCGUUUAAAAAGGGAAAGCGCUUAUACUGUAUUUCUGUCUUUCGGGUUUUAAUUUAUAAUGAUUCUAUUAACUGUCGGUUGAACGCAUUUCAUGCAAUUUGGUUGCUGUUUUUUUUUUUUUGCGCGCAUAGCCAUUGUCGUUAGCUUUUCAAGAACUACUACUGUGUUUAUGUAAACGAAUGAACAAAAUCUAGCACUUUUUUCCCCCUCUCUCACUGUGUUAACAUGCAAUUGCAAGUUUGUAUUUUGUUAAGCCACCCAUCAGGUGCAUCAAGUAUUUACCAAGUAUGUAUCACAGUUCACAGUUGAAUGUAUAAUAUUAUUGGAGUACUAUACAUUCAUAUAAUCUCCUGUAUGGAAUGUCUUUUUGUUUUGGCCACAUUGUAUCUUUUGAUUUGUGCACUUAUUCAUUUUUAGAAGUCACAAAAUACCUUGCAGGUAUCAGCAGGAGUUACUGUAUUAUGUCAAGUCCUUGAAUGCACAGUAAUGAAUGUAUCACACCUUUCACACACACAUUUAGGAUUUAAUAAAUUCCUCACACAUUUCAAAUGUGUUAGACUGAAUUCAACCAUCUGAUUAUUUUUAUUUAGCAUAUUUUCAUCGAAAAUGUAGUAAACAAGAAGGGAGCAAUCAUUUGUCACGAGGGAAAUAAAGCAUAAUUUGUAUUUGUCUAAAAAUGUCCUAAAUGAACAAAGAAUAGAGUUUAUUGUAUACUUGAGAUUAUUUUUGUAAAAGAAGAUUAACAAUGUACAGUAUUUGUGACAUUACUAAAUCACACUAACACUUAACAUAUCAAAUGUGUGGCUUUUGAUUGACAGCUUAAUUAAAUGAUUCAUGUGAUUUUGCA
Messenger RNA from Phycodurus eques (leafy seadragon), 7532 nucleotides. RefSeq names its product alsin-like. NCBI's taxonomy places the organism in Eukaryota, Metazoa, Chordata, Actinopteri, Syngnathiformes, Syngnathidae. The transcript is spliced from 40 exons. The record is from RefSeq and is a predicted model, not a curated record. The coding region runs from base 314 to 5275 and encodes 1653 amino acids.